UAGGGGUACGUCGGCUCGUGUAGUGCUUAGUUUUUGUGACAGUUCUUCGCUACUCUGUUUAACUUCCUGAAUUAGAACAGGUUUUGUGCAGCAGCCUUCUCUACUCCAGAUGAAGCGGGAAGCAUAUAACCCUUCACUUUCACGUGACAGAGCGUAGGCAUGGCGGAGGGGACGCCAGUAAGAACACAGCUGAAGCGCGUUAAGACAAAACCACUACUAGAUACGGGAAGAGAGCGUCACCAACUCACGGAUACUGCAAACUUCAGUGAAGGCUUUAACAAAAAGCUUCAGAAAGUUUGUUGGUGAAGAUUUUUGUCGAAGUCCCUCAUGCGUAUCUUACACUGGAACAGUGAAAAACGAUUAAUUACAUCUGCUCCCUGUUUAUUUGUCGCAUGUCACUGGUGUUGACAUUCUUAGUCGGAAAUUUAAAUCAUGUGAGUAUUAUGUGUUCUCUGAUAUGGCGAAUAUGGAGUAAUGUUUAAAAUCCAUUUCUUUACUCCGUGGGAUCUUUUAUUAAUUAAAUCGGUGCAAAUAGUGGCAUAAGGCAACAGGCAUGGGGGCAAAACAGAGUAGUCCUUCUGCUAACGGACGAACGAGAGCUUAUUCUGGGUCAUCUUUACCGUCAAGCACAUCGACUAGUAACGGAAAUGGAAGGAGUGCGUCUCUAGCAAUGAGAUAUAAUCAUGGUAACGGUGCGUCGGCUCACGGGGCCUCAGGUGCUGCCCAGUCCUCCGCACAUUACACUGGGCCCCGGACGCGUUCCGUAGGGGGAAGCGGUACUGGCUCGGGAACCAGACCACAGUCUGGCAUCAGCAUCCCUAACACCGGAGUCCACAGUUCACAAGAAUCUGGUAGCAGCACGCCGGAGGAAAACGCGGCGGAGACUGGUCGGUCAGCAGGCGGUCACGGGGCUCCGAGACUCUUGAUUGGGUCAUUACCAUCGCACCUGUCACCCCAUCUCUUCAGAGGUUUUAAUUGCCCUGUCUGCUCCAAGUUUAUCUCUUCCGACGAGAUGGACCUCCACCUUGUCAUGUGUUUGACAAAGCCCAGAGUAACAUAUAAUGAGGAUGUGCUGUCGAAGGAGGCUGGAGAAUGUGCAAUAUGUCUAGAGGAUCUGCUUCAGGGAGACACCAUUGCUCGCCUCCCCUGCCUGUGCAUAUACCACAAAGGCUGCAUUGAUGAAUGGUUUGAAGUGAACAGAUGGUGUCCAGAACAUCCUUCAGAUUAAAGCAACCUCUUCGGUCUUGCACAGGGUUUUCAACAUCCAUGUGAAGAGCAGUGAUGUAGCCUAGUAGCAGACAACAAUGUGAAGUCUCCUUCCUGUUAUCUGCCCUUAUGACUGCUGGACACCAUUUGUAGUCACUAUGGGUCUAUAGCACCUAUCACACCAGCCACCAUAUGAGCUCCAGUGUGCCAAAACUCAAUGAAGCAACCUUCAGGGAAACUCGCCUCUGUGCCAUUGCAUCCUCCUAUAGUCUUUUCUCAAAAUCAAAUAUGAUCAUUGGAUUUAUUUUGUUUGAUUCAACAUGGAUAUUCUGCUUGAUCCACUUAUUGAACCCUCUCUUUGAACAUGCUACUGAACUGGGCUAUCCAGUCACUGGACCUGCUUUCUUCUGCUUUUGCUGGGCACCGACCAACUGUCAGGACGCACAAGGCCUCAUAGGAAAACAAAACACCCACACUAAGAGGCGGAAGAGGUCCCUUAUAUGACUUUGUCCACUAGUGCCUUCAUCUUCAGAUCUCAAAAGCCUAUCAUGGCAGAGAGACUGAAGUUGUGAAAGGUGGUGAAGGCAUUGGGAAGGUGGAGCCUUUGUGAGCCUCUCCCAUCCCACACCAGUGUAUGUAAGGGAGCGGGCACCCUCUGGCCUCACAGCCAUAUUGAGAUUAGAAGUGCCCUGCCUGUCAUUCACAGCCAAGACAGCAGUGGCAAACUCAUAGCAAUAUCUGUCAGAGAGGCUCUGCUUGAGUCUGGUGAAUGUCAUGCAGUUUUGCACUUGAGUCUCUACAUCCAUGACAGUACUAACAUACUGGUGAUGAAUAUAAAUACUUAAAAACAAUAAAGCUACCUAGUGCAAAAGUGACAUGUUUGUAAACAACCAGAAUGAUUUUAUGCCUAAAUUUAUCAUACAGGAUUCUAAAGCUAAUCAACACAUCAGGGAGAAUGCUAACCCAGUGGUAACCCUAACCAACCAGGGAGCAUGCUGGCCCAAUGCUAACAAUAACUCUCAAUAUACGAUGAUGAACCUGGUUCCUGUUAUUGGUGUUAUUUAAGAUAAUGUACCACAUGCCCUGUGCCACAUUACAUAUUAACAUAAAUAAUGAGCUGCUUUCUGAAAAUGUCUGUCUUCUAGUGGCCCUUUGAUCAAUAAAUCAGACAUAGACAAGUCUAAGUCUAAUCUGUCAUUGAACAGCGAGGCAGGUAUAUUUGUGCCUCAGUAGUUAGAUAGCACAUGCUCAAGCUGGUACAUGGAAUAUUUACUGACUUGACCUUUGCUUAGCUGCAUGGCCUAGUCUUAUGGAUUCAGUAUUUCCCAGGUAAAAAUAAUGGUCAAUAGGGUCUAUGUGUUGGAGGGCUAUAAUGUAUCAUGGUGACCCUUAACAUUAAAGUUAACUUCUCUUCUGCACUGAGAUGCUACAUCCACUGCAUUACUGCAUCUUGGCUUACACAAAAUUCCAUGCACUCAUUUUUAUUCAAAACAUGGAUAGGCUUUUUUCAGUCACCAGUUUUUGAAAAGAAUGCAAGC
Messenger RNA from Electrophorus electricus (electric eel), 2744 nucleotides. It is a transcript of the gene znrf2b, whose product is annotated as zinc and ring finger 2b. Gene Ontology annotation, molecular function: ubiquitin protein ligase activity. Gene Ontology annotation, cellular component: intracellular membrane-bounded organelle; membrane; cytoplasm. NCBI's taxonomy places the organism in Eukaryota, Metazoa, Chordata, Actinopteri, Gymnotiformes, Gymnotidae. The record is from RefSeq and is a predicted model, not a curated record. Gene Ontology annotation, biological process: protein K48-linked ubiquitination; proteasome-mediated ubiquitin-dependent protein catabolic process.